AUGUCCUUAAACCGCAUCUCCUUCCUUGAAGGAUGGGAGCGCAACCCCGUGGCCUUUCUCAGCCACCCCGAAUCCGACGAUUCAGAUCCGGACGCCUACCAAGAUCUGCCCGAAGGAUCUGUGGCAUCUUCAUUCCCCUCCACAUACAGCAGACUGAAUUUCAAUCCUUAUGCGGGGCCAGGCUGGAACGAGAGCCCAGAGGGUCUACAGGACGAUCGAUCAUCUUUUUUCGGACCCUCGUUUCUGGGUCUCUCACCGACAACUACCCGAGAACGUGUGGGUUCGGUCUCAGCACAGGGGCUGGGAUCUGUUGAGCGGACUGUGCAUGAGGAUUCGGGGACAACCGUUGCUCGGAAGCAUCCCUGGGCUGAUACUACUGGUGCUUAUGAAGUGAGCGCUGCUAGGAGAGUUGCCCAGAUCUGCACGGCAGUUGUAUACUGCUUCCUGGCUGCCGGGGUGGUUUUCGGCUUUGCAGCUCUCAAGCCCAUCCUUAUUAGAGAGAAAGUAUAUCGCAACCUCUGCUCCGAGGCGGAGCUUGAGAAAGCUGUCAAUGUCUGCUACGGCCAAGAGAUCCGUCUAAACCUGAUGUUCACCAUCGCCGCUGUAGUAACCAAUGUCUCAGCCCUACCCGUAGGAACAGUCCUAGACGCGUAUGGACCCCAAGUCUGUGGGAUCGCCGGCAGUAUCUGUCUCGCCGUAGGAGCAGUACUCUUCGGGACAGCCAACAAACUUCCAUUCGAUGGAUACACCCCCGGUUACUUAUUCCUAGCACUGGGUGGACCGUUCGUAUUCAUUCCGUCCUUUCAUCUAUCGAACACAUUCCCCACACGAUCUGGCCUGAUCCUAUCAAUGCUGACAGGCGCCUUCGAUGCCUCAAGUGCUCUAUUCCUACUUUUCAGGCUAUUAAACGAACACACCCAGGGCUUCGUAUCAGUCAGCAAUUUCUUCGCGGCGUACCUAAUCGUACCGGUAUUCAUCACCGCAGCACAAAUCUUCAUAAUGCCACCAACAUCCUACAAAACCGCCGGCGAGCUCGUGCAACACGCCGAAGCGCAGGUCGUAGACGAAAUGCACGAUCGCAUAGACGACACCGUCAACGACCGCAGCGAGGGCGAGCGCCAGCGCAUGGACAGACGACUCCAUCGCCAAAGCAUCGUCAGCCACAUCCAAGAUUUACUAGACGACGGCACAGCAUCCGUGAUGUCCGGCAACACGAUCAACAACUCCAUCUUCCACACGAAUAUCAACACGGAAACCACAGCAACCCACGAAGCUCCAACACCGCACUCCCACACGCACCAACAACCAACCCCCAAUCCUGCUCCCGGCGGAAUCUGGGGCGUUCUCCACGGCCACAGUGCACUAUACCAACUCCGCACACCAUGGUUCACACUAAUAACCGCCUUCACAGUGCUAAUGAUGCUACGAAUAAACUACUUCGUCGCAACACUACGCUCCCAAUACACAUACCUCCUCUCCAGCGAAACAGCAGCACAAAUAAACGCAACAUUCGACAUCCUCCUACCGAUCGGCGGACUGAUAUCCGUGCCGUUUAUCGGGACAUUCCUCGACAUGUUCCAGACACGCACCGUGCUAUUCAUCCUGGUCGUGUUUGCAACUCUCAUCGGCGUGUUGGGGUGCAUACCGCAUGUCAUCGCGGCGUAUGGGAAUAUCGUUCUGUUUGUGUUGUAUCGACCGUUUUAUUACACUGCUGUGUCGGAUUACGCGGCUAAGGUUUUCGGGUUUGCGACGUUUGGCAAGGUGUACGGGCUUAUUAUUUGUCUUGCUGGUGUUGGGAAUUUUGCGCAGGCGGGCCUUGAUGCGCUUACGUUGAGGGUUUGGAGCGGGGAUCCGGUGCCUGUUAAUGUUGGGCUUACGGUAUUGGUUGCUUGUGUUGGGGGUGGGCUUGUUGGAUUUGUUACUUAUCAGACGGGUGUUUUGGGUGGAAGGGGUGAUGGUGAUGGCGAUCAGGUUGUUAGGGAGAGGGAGCCGUUGUUGAGGAAUGAAGUACCUGGGAGAGGGUAUGGGGCGUGA
Messenger RNA from Penicillium mononematosum, 2034 nucleotides. RefSeq names its product putative MFS transporter Fmp42. NCBI's taxonomy places the organism in Eukaryota, Fungi, Ascomycota, Eurotiomycetes, Eurotiales, Aspergillaceae. Gene Ontology annotation, cellular component: fungal-type vacuole membrane. The transcript has 3 exons. The record is from RefSeq and is a predicted model, not a curated record. The coding region runs from base 1 to 2034 and encodes 677 amino acids.